AUGGCCAAUUCUAAAGCUCCCGUAAGGAAGUUCUCAUCGGAGAAAGGCAAAGGUUAUUACAAACUUAACGAUGAAGAACCCACAUUUACAGCGCGCUAUCUGGGAAUGAGCAAAGUGGAGGCCAUGUUUCCACCAGAGCAAGGCCAAACUGUCAGCGCCAGAUGUAUUGACAAGCUGCACUGUGCCAUGCAAAGCAAAGGUAAACGGCGCAAAGUUUCGCUUCUAAUUUCGUCGAACAUCUCCCGAGGACUGACUGUUAAGGAGAAAGGGAGUAAAGGAGAGCUUUGUUACAAGCUGUUCGAUAUUGCUUAUUGUUCGACCGACGUACGGAACAAGUUGAUAUUUUCCUUCAUCGCCGAAUGCGAAGGUGAACUGCAGUGCCACGCUUUUGUGUUCAAGACCGAGGAGAGAGCUAACGCCGUGUGCUUGACGCUUUCCGAAGCAUUCAACACGGCUCACGGCGAGUGGCUGCGGAAACAGAAACGUGAACAGAGUAGGAAAGAAAGAGAGGAAAUUAAAGCCGGCACGUGA
Messenger RNA from Orbicella faveolata, 531 nucleotides. Its product is annotated as low density lipoprotein receptor adapter protein 1-like. The record is from RefSeq and is a predicted model, not a curated record. Lineage: Eukaryota; Metazoa; Cnidaria; Anthozoa; Scleractinia; Merulinidae.